Molecule: messenger RNA, 1109 nt
Organism: Notodromas monacha
Lineage: Eukaryota; Metazoa; Arthropoda; Ostracoda; Podocopida; Cyprididae
Source: the annotation of a GenBank genome assembly
AUGCGGCGAUUCGUCGUCGUCGUCGAGGUCAGCAGCACGGAUGAUAACAUGGCCGACGACGGCAACAAGUGGCAAAUAAUGAAGGCGGCCAUCAGUCUGGACGGGGCGACUGUUGGUGGUGGUGGUGGCGGUACUGUUCCUACAGCCAGCGAGACGAUACGCAAGGCCGCCAAGGCCAGGAGGGCCACUGUGCAGCCCGACCAGCAGCAGCAGCAGCAGUCGUUGGCGACAUGCAGCAGUGGUGGUGGUGCUGCUUCUGCUGGCCCCGUGCGGCCACAACGGCAGAGUCUGCCGGCCCAUUUCAUGACGGCGUCCAUCACCAGCACCAGCACGAGCACUGCCAACAACGAAAAGUCAAGUGUUGUUUGGGAACAAGCGACACCUAUGAAGGAUGCUGACAAGUACGAGCAAAUCCCACUCCAUCAACUCGACUCGGUGUCUAUCACCAAUGAGGACGCAUCAUCAUCAUCAUGAUCUCCUCCUCCUCCUUGUCAUCAUCCUCGGAUGCCUGCUGUCGAUCAUAAUGUUAUUAUUGAUGCUCAGCAUGAUGAUGGACAUGGGGAUGAUGAUGAAGAAGAAGAAGAAACGCAAACAUGGAAAAAAGAGGAAAGAAAGAGAUCCCGUAUAAGUAACUCAUCGUCUGCUGUUGGCUCAUCCUCUCAUAUACACAUGAUGUAUAUAGAGUGGUGCACUGUACAUUAUUCAUUUCCGCGUGUGUUGCUUUCUUAUUGGGUGCUGUCCGUCAUAAUCAUCCAGCAAAUGUCGACUUACAACAACCCCCAAUAUCACAUCAUCGAAAUCAUUCACCGCCAUCUCUUCUCCAGCAUGCAGUGAUGUGAUGUGUAAUGUGCCAGACAUUAAUUCUCAUUAUUUUGGUAACUCGACUCCAUUCAAAUUCAACUGAUAUGUCCAGCAGCAGCAGCAGGAGCACGGGAUUUUUCUUCUAAGAUUUGUGUUUGUCUGCUGCUGAUGCUUCCUUUUUCGUCCACACUAUGUACAGUGCAACUUCAAUUUUUCCCCAUGAACGACGAAGCACUGUGUUGUGUGAUGGUCACAAUGAAUUAAAAGAAAAAAAAGUGUGAAGAGAAAUAUAUACAUCGAAGCUACUA